Molecule: messenger RNA, 630 nt
Organism: Myzus persicae (green peach aphid)
Lineage: Eukaryota; Metazoa; Arthropoda; Insecta; Hemiptera; Aphididae
Product: protein ALP1-like
Exons: 1
Coding region: 1-630 (209 amino acids)
Source: RefSeq, a predicted model, not a curated record
AUGAAUUACAAACAUUUUUUUUCUAUUGGACUACUUGCCAUUGCCGAUACAAAUUACAGAUUUAUUUACGUAGACAUAGGCUCUUUUGGGAAAGACUCAGAUUCUACAAUUUUUAGAAAUUCGUUACUUUGGGAAAAAUUGGAAAAAAAUCACCCAAACAUUCCCGCACCAACACCAAGUAAUACAUUUCCCGAAAUAGACAUCUCGCUACCUUAUGCUUUUGUUGGCGAUGAAGCAUUUGGAUUAGAUAAACAUUUGCUUCGGCCUUAUUCAGGAACUCAUUUGCCUGUUAAAAAAAAGGUUUUCAACUAUCGUCUUACACGUGCUAGACGAUAUAUAGAAUGUACAUUUGGUAUCCUAUCUAAUAAGUGGCGUAUACUUCAUAGACCUAUUGAUGUUAAAGUUGACUUUGCAGUAGAUAUAGUUAAAUGUUGUUGCGUCUUACAUAACUUUGUACGCGAUCGAGAUGGCUUUAUUUAUGAUGAUACCCUAACGAUCAAUGGCCUAGAAGAUUUCAGUGACAUUGAAAACAUAACUACAAACAGAAAUCAAAAUCGAUAUCGUGAGGCGUUGUCAAACUAUUUUAUGAGUAACGAAGGGCAGUUAUCUUGGCAGAUGGAUAAAAUAUAG